Momordica charantia (bitter melon) is the source of this 1408-nucleotide messenger RNA. RefSeq names its product class V chitinase. NCBI's taxonomy places the organism in Eukaryota, Viridiplantae, Streptophyta, Magnoliopsida, Cucurbitales, Cucurbitaceae. The record is from RefSeq and is a predicted model, not a curated record. Gene Ontology annotation, biological process: chitin catabolic process; carbohydrate metabolic process. Gene Ontology annotation, molecular function: chitinase activity; chitin binding. Gene Ontology annotation, cellular component: extracellular region.
GGAAUGAAAUAGAUUUACAAGGCACAACAAGCGAUUGAAGUGCAUAUAGAGAGUGAUAUCAAGGAGAAAGUAYUCSGUUGUUGAAGUGAGUURGUCCUCCAUCCAUUGAAAAUGUCUCAUCCAACAAUUGUGAACGGUGGUUAUUGGCUGAGCAGCACGGCCGGUAAAUUACCUGCUUCUAACAUUGAUGCUACGCUUUACACUCAUCUCUUCUGCGGAUAUGGAGAAAUCGACCCCACAAAACAUGAAGUGACGAUUCCUUCAACAGAAGUGAGUCACUUCUCCGAAAAAGUGAAAGUGAGCAAUCCUAGUGUAAAGACUCUGCUGUCCAUUAGAGGAGACAGCAAAGUUUUCUCAGACAUUGCAAAAGUACCCACAGCACGAGACACGUUCGUCAAUUCCUCGAUCAAGGCGGCUGUUGAUUGUGGGUUUGACGGCCUGGAUUUACAGUGGUUGUACCCAUCUUCUCCGACUGAUAUGCAAAAUUUUAAAACCCUGAUUGUGAAGUGGCGGCAGGCGGCUGUGGACGACGCUAGAAACAACAACCGACCGGAGCGAAUCCUGGUGGCUUCCGUGCCGAACCUACCAUACAUUGAGAAGAAUGUUGAGUACCCAGGUGAAGCAAUCAAACAAAACCUCGACUGGGUGAACCUUGUUUGUUACGACUUUUACACCCCAGCCGAAGGUUCAUCCCCCGAUUACACUGGACCAUCUUCCGCACUCUUCAACCGCAAGUCCAACUCCUUGUCUGCACGCUUCGGGAUCGAAUCCUGGACAAAAUACGUUCCUCCCAAGAAGAUCGUGUUCGGAAUCCCUUUCCACGGCUGGGCAUGGACACUCGCCAAUGCUCUCGAGCACGACGUGUUUUCGAAGGCGACUGGCCUAGCUGCGUCUGGCCAAAUGGACUACUCUGAGGUGAAAAAGUUCAUAGACGCCCACGCCAGUGUGAGUAAGAACAUCCCCAAUGACCCCAGAUUUGGGAUUGCCUACGCCUAUGCCGAAACCACCUGGAUUGCGUACGAAAGUGAAUCCACCAUUCCUGUGAAAAUUAAAUUCGCAAAGCAAAACCAGCUGCUGGGUUACUUUGCUUGGAACAUCUCUGGCGACGACGACGUCAACACUCUUGCUAACGCUGCCCAAUCCAAUUGGCAGUGAUAAAUUGCAUGCUGCUGCUGCUUUGGUUUCCAAACCUUAAUUUUCUAAUAAAAUAAAUGCAUGCUCCUCUCCACGUGUGUGUCUGUGUGUCUUACUUUUGUUUUUUGUUCCUUCUCACUACUUUCCUUUCCACCUGUGUCUGUGUGUCUUACUUUUGUUUUCUGUUCCUUCUCACUGCUUUCCUUUCAUUUUCUCCCUUGGUGUGUAUGUCCUAUUAUCCAAUAUUAAGGCUAUCUUUGGUUUGCUUUCUGUU